Messenger RNA from Scylla paramamosain (green mud crab), 6638 nucleotides. Its product is annotated as zinc finger matrin-type protein CG9776-like. The record is from RefSeq and is a predicted model, not a curated record. Bases 848 to 2569 code for a protein of 573 amino acids. Lineage: Eukaryota; Metazoa; Arthropoda; Malacostraca; Decapoda; Portunidae. Gene Ontology annotation, molecular function: zinc ion binding; nucleic acid binding. The transcript has 7 exons.
UUUUAGCCAGGAGAGCAUCUUCUUGCAUGUCCCUCCUCAUUACCGCACAACUGGGACAUCACUGUUCUUGUACAAUAAUUAAAGUAAAUAAUAACAUUCUGUACAAUAUCGCAGCUGCAUGUGCCCUUCCCUAACCAGGGAGCUACGAGAGAUUCAAGAUAUGGCAAGAACCUAGCUGUUAUCACUACGAGAAUUUGAUGUCAUACUCACUUAUAAAUCACAAUAAUUUCCCGUGAAUAUGUCCCUGUCACCCAUCAAAGAAGACGCUCAGAAUAGCUGGUCAAAGAAAGAUAUGACAAAACAAAUGGAUGGGGCAUAAAUCCGCCACGUUGGAACGGAAGGAAAAUAUGUGCCCGAACAUGUUGAGGAGGUGGUCAUUGGACACUGGUUGUGAGUAGCGUCCGAUCAGCACCAUCACAACAACAGCUCCGUGACCCGGCACCACCACCGCUGCCGCUCAGGCAUUGAGGCGGUAUGCAGGAUAUGGGUGCAUCUAUAGUGAAUCUGCAGAGUUUAUUGCUGAAUGUUAUACACAAGAACAGUCGUAGACAGUAUACGGGAUUGUGUCACUAAUAGCCAGUUGCAGCUUCAGCUUCGGCAGUGAGCGGAAUGACUCAGUUAAUUUGCAGUCAACAUUGGUCAGGCUGAUUGGUCUACAGUUGCUGGAGUUCCUCUUUUCCCAUUCUUUUGGAUGGGUGUGAUGUUGGCAGUGUACUAGAGCAAAGACAAAAAAUGACAAAAAAAAAAAGUCAAAAAGCCCCAGGCAGCUGCUGGGAGUGACCUGCCUGGGGAGGAUGAUGUGGGCCCCAGCUCUCCCCUCCUUGAUGACUUUGAUGAGGAGCUGUGCAUGGAGCUGGAGGAGGUUGGAAAGGAACUUGACCGCUAUAAAGCUGAGUCAUCAAGAGUCACUGAUUUUGAUCAGAGAGAACAUCCCUCUAUAAUGGAAAGAAUCUCCUCAUCCCCUCCCUUGGAGGGCAUGCCUCAGGGAGAACCUGAGGCAACCCAACUCACCAGCUUGUGUGCCACUACUACAAGGAUAGCUGAGACCGAGACAGUGUUAGAAGAUGCGUUUCCAGCUGCACCAGUCAGUGGUGUCAACCCUGAGAUGAGGGAGGUGAGUGAGGAGGAGAGUGAGUAUCAACUGAAGGCACUCAGCUCCCUCAAAGCCUCUCUGGUUGCCAAACUCAAGAUGAUGGUGACCCACAAGACAAAUCUUGCUCGGCAGAAGGAUUUUCUCUUGAAAAGUUUUGAUGGUGACAGAGCCAAACUCAGUAAAAAUCUGUUAAAACACUUAUCUCAGUGUAAGGAAGUAGAUGUUCAAAUACAGAGUCUUAAUGCACAAAUUACAAUGACAAGAAAAAAAAUUAUUGCUUUAAAAAGUGAAAAACACCUGGAAAUAAAAAACAAAAAAAAUAGGAAAGAUGGCUCUCUUAUAAAUGAGAAACAUUUACUACAAGUUCCCAAAGAUUUAUCUGUUAAGACAGAUGAAUUGUGUGGAAGUAGUAAUGGCAGGCCAACAGAGGACACAUUGGGAACCAUAGAGAAGGAAGAGGAAACAAAGAAAGUUGGUGCAGAGAGUAGCAAUGGUUCUCAAGAUGGUAAUCAGAUUGAUGUGAGACAUGGCUCCAUGCGCAGUGACACUUGCAACACUUCCAAUCAAGAUGGUAAUCAGACUGACGUGAGACAUGGCUCCAUGCACAGUCACACUUGCAACACUUCCAAGAGUCUGCCAUCACCAGCAGAACCACAGGAAGCUAAGAAAGAUGAAUGCUUGGCAGUGGAGAAAAUAGCGAGCACUCUCGCAAUGCACCCUUCCUCUAAGAACAUGAACACUUUGUGGUGUAAGACUUGUAACCUGUUCCUCACCAGCAUCACUGGAUACAUCAAACACCUAGAGCUGCCAGAGCACCUCACUAAAGAGCAUGAGGGUGAACAUUGCCUGCACAAGCUGCUGAACUGCCCCAAGAAGAUGCAAGAGAAAGGUGGAGGCAACACCCAAAAGGCACUUGGAGUAGAGUUUGUACAGUCAACAAAACUGAUCUACUGUAGCUUAUGUGAGUGCCCAUUAUUAACGAGAGAGGAGGCCACUAACCACUCCCAGUCUCUCCAGCACACCACCAAGUACAAGGAAUAUAUAUUGAAGAACACAAGCAAAGAAUUGGCCUUUCAGAAAGCCAAGAUGGAAGCAUUCACUGAGUACUGUAAGAGGAGAAAGGCCACCAUGAAGGACAAAAAGCAAAAACCAGACAGUAAGAUUGAAGACUCCAACAGGAAGGCAAUUCCUAAGGUUGAUGAAAAUGAGAGCAAGGCAGAGGCAGGGCUCAGGAGGACUGAACUACUGAAAAUAAAAAUUCCUAAUGAGAAGAAAGGAUCAUGGCCACAGAGUGAAAAUAAUUCCAGUGGUCUUCAGGAAAAAUCAAAAGAAGGUAUGAAGUUGAUCAAAGAAGGUCCAUUAAUGCCUCAGAAAAUCAAUGUGAAUAUCAAGACAGAAAAGAGUGUUGUGGGAGAAGGCAUCAAGAGGGCUUUGGAAAAUCCAGCAGUGAACAAGCGACAAAAGAUUAUCAAUUGACAAGUCAGACUGACAACUUGUAAAGCAAUCUGGAUCAUUAUGAUAUUACUACCUUUAUUGAUUCCACUAUUGUAAUCCAUCUUUCAGGAACUAUUGGUUCUUCCAGCAGCAGUAUUGAAAAGUAAGGUGUGUGUGUGUGUGUGUUUGUAGAGACUUACCAUGUGAAGCACAGCUGUGAUGUUUCCCUCCAUCACAGCGUAUACUGGAAAUGUGAUUCAUGAUAAAAAACAACAGUGAGGCUGCAAUAUGUAUACCCAGAAUUGCAAAAUACCUGAUUAGCUGCCAGGAAUGACAACAGCUGUUCUCAGUGUUCUUGUUAGUGUCAGGACUAGUUGCUCAAGUAAUGUCAACAAAAGAAACGAAUUUAAAAUCCCUUUCCUUCAAGACUGAGAUUCCUUACAAUGAACAAGUUAUCUCACCCUCAGAGUUCUUCCUUGUCACUGUGUCUACAGUCUAGUCCAAUUUGUCAAUGGGCCUCUUAAGAGUUGAUUCAGUUUCACUUCCUUACCAUGUCCGUAGCUAAGAGUGUUGAAUCUAAAGGACUUAAUAUGUUUGCCUGUUUUAUUUGUGAUUUUGCUACUUUAGCAAACUAUUGCAGGAUGUCAUCCCUCAAGACUUAAUGUUUUCAUUUACACACAUACAUAUGGCUGAAUAGGAUUGCUAGCCUUCCACUCCCACCAGGCUGCAAGGUGACAACUUGAUCUAAUUUUUCACCUACUCUCUACUAAUUGAACAGGAGCACAGUAUGGCAGGAGACAGGACCAAAUUGUUCCUGUCUACCUAAAGUCUGAAAUCCAAGUUCUCUUGCCUGUGAGCUGAAUGUGCCAAUGACUAAAUCACUAAGCUGCUGAAUUUCUCAAUGGUUUCUAGCACAAGAGGAUGUUUUCCCACAUUUUAUGCUAACUAAUUCACCAUGUUGAUAUGUAGUAGUUUAAGACAAGCUCAUAAAAACUUGUCUUAAUGCAUUGCUCUUAUAAAACAGUACACUACUGUAUUCAAGCUUUACAUUAGAAAAACAUUGCCCUCCUAAUCAUCAUGAAUCAAAUAUUCUUGAACUCAUUUGUGCAACUUUAUUUAUAGCACUUAGUUAUCAUUCCAUCUUCAUCAACUUUUCAUUUGUUGCCCCAACAUUACAUUAUUGGAAAGAUUUACGUACCAUACAUAAAUUUUCUCUGACAUUUCUUUUCUUUUCAUACUUUAUUAAAUGUAGCAACUUAGGAUGGUUUGCCAACAUGGAAGGAACACCAAGUAGGAGAGUGUGUGUACAUGGGCAUAACAGAUGCAAUGGGUGUAGUAAGACAGUCUCCAUUAAAGUAGGAAGACAGAGUGGAAUUGGAAUUUGGAUGGACAGGAAUAAAUGGAGAAUCUUCUCUCUUAACUUCUUCCUUAUGACAACAUUUAGGAACUUGCAUCAGAUGUAGAUCAACAGAUUCAUUCAAGCUGAGGAAGCUUUCAAAACCUCUCAAAACUUCUUGAAACACUCACUUACUUGAAAUAAUUCUAAAAAUUGACAGCAUUUGGUUAAUCAUCAGGAGAUCCACAAUCUGUAGACAGUGAUAGAUUAUUCUUUCUGUUACAAGAUCUCUCAUACCUUCUCAUAUAAUGCUGCCAGUCAUACCAAAAUGACAUCUCUGAAGAGACAUUUAUCAGUUUGGUAAGCUUCAGGUGCCUGUAAAUCUGCUCAUUAUCAUAUCAAUUUUCUUUUCAGUCUUUUUCUUGUCUUUGUUCAUUAUUGUUGUGUUCAUGCUUUGCCUUACUGUUUUGAGUCCAUCACAGUUGUACAGCCAUGGCAGCAAGACCUGGUGUUGUUUAUAAAGUGACCCUAAUAUGAUCCUAAUUAUGUGUUCAUUUAUUUUGCAAUAAGAAUCACCAGCAUCAGGUAAUCCUACCACAAAUUCGUGAUUGGAAAAUUAAGCUGAUGAUUUGCUAUCAUAUCUUGUUUCUGUUUUAUUUUCCACUACCAUCACCUGUUUAACCUUCAGGAUGUAGCAUAGACCAUUCCUAGUGUCUUGCAUUCCCUGCUCAGUGAACCAAGUUACAGAGUUUUAAGGAAGCAAGCUCAUAGUGUCCUCUAGGUUGGGGGAUUCAAACUUCAUAGCUUUGAGUGUUUGGCAUUGUGUGCUACUCAUUGCACCAACAAGCUCUGUAUUUUUAUUUUGUAAGAUCAGGAUUUCUGAAGACCAUUUAACAGGAAACAUCUUUAUAAUUUUACAAUAAUGUAAACAACUGUAGUCGUCCUGGUAUCACCAUAUUUUGUCCAAUUAAGAUGCACAUCUUAACCAUUUAAUAGUUAUUUUGUUUGUCCAUUAUAUAUACAGUUUAGUUAUCCUAGUAUUUGUUCAUUACUAGAAAUUAUUGAUUAUUCCUCUUGAUUUUAAGAACAUGAGAACUGAGAUACCUACAAAAGGUUAAUUCACCUUACUGAAGGCAGCUCCUAACAGUACAUAGUCAAUGAUAAAGCAUGUAUAGGGCAUAUGUAGCAAUGGCAUUUGUAGAUUAUAAGGUGUUGUAUUAUGAUGCAUGAAGAGCAGUAGAUAUUGAUAAUAUACAUAAUAACUAGUGUCUGUUUCAAUGCCUUAAAGUUUCAGAUGAGGUUGCUCAACUUGUGUGAUGGGUGGGUCUGGUGUGCUGUGCUGCAUUCAUAAUACAGUGUACAGAUUUAGUAUCAAUGAGAAAACAUGGUGCUGUAACUUCAUAAGUAAGAAUGCUUACUCAUUAUAUGCUGGACAUAUACAACUGUGGUUGAUGUUAUAGGAAAUUCAAACCAUUUUAAUCAUUACCAUUGUGUUCAGAGUUGUUAUUCAUUAUAGUGAUGAUGUAGGUGACAUGAACUUUUUGCUGAGUACCUCAUCCUUCCUUCUUGGCCAAAUAUACCAUGUUCCUACAAAUGGCCUCUCCUCUCCCAGCUGGGUAAAUGUUAGCUUUUCCUCCAUUCAUUUAUAAAGCCAUUGUUUUGGUGACUUCCUUACAGAGUUAAUCCUAACACCCGUGCCUGUCAUUCCUGAGUCACACACACCUCAGUACAUGGAGUACUGAAUUUUAUUACACUUUCAGUUGCUUUUUCAUAUACUUUCUUUUUAUUAGCUGUCCACUGUCAUAGCAACAGUGUUUUAUUGUAUUCUGUUUUGCAUUUCUUAGCUGUCAUAGCUAGCCCUUCUUGUGGUUUAUUUAUUGUUAGUAUUUUUAUUUCUACACUGAUUCGUACUGAUGGCUCAUGGUUUCCUCAGUUGUGGUAUAUAUAUCCAUAUGAUAAAAAAUAAUCUUUUGUAAAACCUCAUAUGGCACAAAAAUUUUCUUUAAUUUCCCCACCUACUUAUUACAUACAAUACUAACUUUUAGCUGUGAUAUGCACUGUAUCUGUUCAGCUCAACUCUCAGUGUCCUGAGCAGUGUAGGAAUCAGGAAUCUCUCCUUAAACAUUCUCACUUGUGACAUGAGUGUACAGAAAAUACUGAGCUUUAUGGCUUUGGAAGUUUAAACUGUAAACAGUAGAACUGAAUCUUGCUCACUUAAAACAAUUUGUUGACAUUUAUUGUUGCCAGUACACACAUAGUAGUGUAUGAAGGGAUGCAUUCAGUACAAGGUCACAGAUUUCAUGCCAGUCAGUCAUAAUAGAAAUUAAAAACAGGUGUUAUUUUCCAUAUGUUGCAGAGUUAUAUAGUUUACCAGAAUUUCAUACACAGUAAUUUUAUAUAAUUAAAUACAAUGAUAUGCAAUAAAUUGACUAAUUAAAUUGUCUUAGGAGAAUGUGAAUUUAUCAGUUUGGCCUCAGUUAUACAGCAGAAUUAUAUAUUAACAAGAUAACCAGCUUAAAGAAAGUCACCAAGAUAACUAUGUAUUGAUGCUGUGUUACUUUUGAUGUGGCAUAAGGCGAGUGUACACCAAGGCAACCCUCUCAGCUGGCAAACAUGUUAUGGGUGUAGUUGGCUUAAAAUAGUAUUAAGGACUUUCAUAAUCCUUUAUAACAUUUAUUAACCAAAUAAUAUAUGUACAAAUUAAACAGCCAUGUUUAAGGAAUUGUAAAGUAUGUAUGGAAGUACUGUUAGUCAAUACAUUUUGUACCAAAGAAA